CUCUCUCUCGCGCUCUCUCUCAGUCUGUGUGAGCCAUUAGGGUUUAAAACCCACGCCUCAGGGCAUCGUUGAUCCUUCCUGCGCCGAAUCGCUGGCUCUGCUGACCCUGAAAGAAAGGCUUGCACCGCAUCUCCAUCACUCCCCCCAUCUGCCCCCUCUGCUCUGCUCUGCUCUGUUCUGUCCGUCACCAUGGUGCUUUCCAAUGACAUCGACUUGUUGCAACCUCCGGCGGAACUUGAAAAGAGGAAGCACAAGCUGAAGAGGCUUGUGCAGUCCCCUAAUUCCUUUUUCAUGGAUGUGAAGUGCCAGGGAUGCUUCAGUAUAACCACCGUGUUUAGUCACUCCCAGACCGUAGUGUUGUGCAGCAGCUGCUCUACAGUCCUUUGCCAGCCCACUGGUGGAAGAGCUCGCUUGACUGAGGGUUGUUCUUUUAGGAAGAAAGGAGAUUAAAUGUAGAUAUUGAAGCAGAAUGAGUAAGCCCAAAACAAAAAGCAGGGUCUGGUGUAGCAAUAGCGAGCAUGGCACACACAGUUCUUUUAUGCCUCGUCGAUUUCCCAAGUUGGGUUUUAAUGAAAAUCUUUGGUUUAUUGUAAACUGCUAU
Molecule: messenger RNA, 601 nt
Organism: Physcomitrium patens
Lineage: Eukaryota; Viridiplantae; Streptophyta; Bryopsida; Funariales; Funariaceae
Product: small ribosomal subunit protein eS27y
Biological process (GO): translation
Cellular component (GO): ribosome
Molecular function (GO): structural constituent of ribosome
Source: RefSeq, a predicted model, not a curated record